Messenger RNA from Cajanus cajan (pigeon pea), 636 nucleotides. The record is from RefSeq and is a predicted model, not a curated record. Lineage: Eukaryota; Viridiplantae; Streptophyta; Magnoliopsida; Fabales; Fabaceae.
AUGGAGGCUGAGAGGGCUGUAGCUGGUGCAGCAAGACCUACAGGGUCACAGGAAAGCCGGGAUCUUGCUGAGUUCCGGAAGUGUAAUCCUCCACAAUUUGCAGGAGAUGCAGAUCCAGAGGUAGCUGACCGCUGGAUCCGUGAGCUGGAGAAGAUCUUUACUGUCCUGGGAUGUCCUCUAGAGAGGAGGUUAGCAGAUGCUGUGUAUAUGCUUGUGGGAGAGGCCGAGCAUUGGUGGGGAAGCACUUAUCAUAUGCUUGCUACUAGAGGAGUUGUAGUUGACUGGGAGUGCUUCAGGAUGGUAUUCAUGGAGAAGUACUUUCCGGAGAGUGUAAGGCACGCCAAGGAGGCUGAGUUCCUGCGGUUACACCAGGGUGGGUUGUCAGUAUCGGAGUAUGCGAUGAGGUUCGAGCACUUGGCUCGUUUUUAUUCACAGGCUACUUUUGAGGCAUGGAAGUGCAAAAAGUUUGCAGAGGGUCUGAAGUAUGAGCUGAAGAAGGUGGUGGUGCCUAUGGCCAUCACCGAGUUUCCUGCCUUGGUAGAGAAGGCGAAGAUUGUGGAGAGGUUAGAAGGGGGUAACCGUGUGAUUAGAGCUACCGAGAGACCAGCUUCAGAGCAAAUACCCUACCAGCUGUAG